GUGAAGGCUAGUAAUAUAUACCACAUUUCAUGGAAAUCGGGAAUGUUUUAUAUUCAUCGAAGUAUUUAAUAACCACCUAGAUAUGUUCCACAGUACAUGAUCUCGAAGUAAUUCUCUUUCCAGAAGAUUCUUCAAGCAAUCACAAUGUCGACCGACACAGAUGUAUCUCUCUCUUCAUAUGAUGAAGGCCAGGGCUCUAAGCUUGUGCGGAAAGCUAAAGAAGCACCCUUUGUCCCUAUUGGAAUGGCAGGGUUUGCAGCCAUUGUGGCGUACGGCUUAUACAAGCUGAAGAGUAGAGGAAACACAAAAAUGUCUGUUCACCUCAUCCACAUGCGAGUAGCAGCCCAAGGCUUCGUCGUGGGAGCCAUGACCCUCGGUAUGGGCUAUUCCAUGUACAAGGAAUUCUGGGCGAAACCUAAACCUUAGAAGAAGAGAUGCUGUGUGUGUCCUGUUGUGAAAGAGCUUGCUUUAAUUAGACAUCUCAUAUUGAGGUUUCCUGUUGAUGAUAGCAAUAAAUGAUUUGAGUGUGUUCCAGAGAUAACACGGUAUUUUCAAUAAUGGGCUUUUAAAUUUAUUUUUCAGCUUGAUUUUUUUUUUUUUGUUUUAAUUAGGUUACCCUGGGGAGGCCUUACCACAAAAAAAAAAAAAAAAAAUCAGUGUCACUAAAUGUACCUGGUUGGUUGUGUUCAAAUGGUUUUGGUUUUUUUGUUUUUUGUUUUUUUGGUGCAGGUACUGGAACUUGAACUCAGAACCUCUUUAUAUC
This is a messenger RNA of Dipodomys ordii (Ord's kangaroo rat), 763 nucleotides long. It is a transcript of the gene Higd1a, whose product is annotated as HIG1 hypoxia inducible domain family, member 1A. NCBI's taxonomy places the organism in Eukaryota, Metazoa, Chordata, Mammalia, Rodentia, Heteromyidae. Gene Ontology annotation, cellular component: mitochondrion. The record is from RefSeq and is a predicted model, not a curated record. The transcript has 3 exons. Gene Ontology annotation, biological process: negative regulation of apoptotic process; mitochondrial respirasome assembly. Bases 145 to 426 code for a protein of 93 amino acids.